Molecule: messenger RNA, 2927 nt
Organism: Anoplopoma fimbria (sablefish)
Lineage: Eukaryota; Metazoa; Chordata; Actinopteri; Perciformes; Anoplopomatidae
Product: anthrax toxin receptor 1-like
Exons: 18
Cellular component (GO): membrane
Molecular function (GO): signaling receptor activity
Source: RefSeq, a predicted model, not a curated record
UUUUCUUAAACUGGAAUAAUGCCUUUUUGCUGGAGUAGAAGCUCCUGGUUUCCAGUGGUGUUCAGUGCUGCGCUGGUUGCUCUUACUGCUGCUAAUGCUGGACCAAAACAGGACAGGAGGCAGGCUGGAUCGUCCUCGUGCUUUGGAGGCUUUGAUCUCUACUUUGUUUUGGACAAAUCUGGGAGUGUGCAGAAUCACUGGACAGAAAUCUACAACUUCGUUGAACAUCUAGCUCAUAGAUUCUUAAGUCCACAGUUGCGGAUGUCCUUCAUUGUGUUCUCCACUGAGGGAAGGAUCUUAAUGAGCCUGACAGAAGAUAGGGAACGCAUUCGUAAAGGUCUGGAGGAGCUCUACAGGGUUCGUCCAGGGGGAGACACCUUCAUGCAUGAGGGCAUCCUGAGGGCUAGUGAGCAGAUUUACUAUGGAAACACUGAAGGUUAUCGCACCGCCAGUGUUAUCAUAGCUCUGACGGAUGGAGAGUUGCACGAGGAUCUCUUCUACUACGCUGAGAGAGAGGCCAACCGCUCCCGAAGUCUGGGUGCCUCUGUUUACUGCGUGGGGGUGAAGGACUUCAAUGAGACCCAGCUGGCAAACAUAGCUGAUAGUAAGGACCAUGUCUUCCCAGUAAAUGAUGGAUUUGAGGCCUUGCAAGGGGUCAUCGACUCGAUCCUGAAGAAGUCCUGUAUUGAGAUCCUGGCGGCAGAGCCCUCUAGUAUCUGUGCAGGAGAGUCCUUCCAAGUGGUGGUGAGAGGAAAUGGAUUCCUCCACGCCCGCAAUGUCGAUAAGGUCCUGUGCAGCUUUCGCAUCAACGACACCCUCACUAAGAUGGUAAAGCCUUUGGUUGUUGAAGAUACAUAUCUUCUCUGCCCUGCACCAGUACUUCAAGAGGAGGGGAUGGUAGCAAACCUUUAUGUCAGUAUGAAUGAAGGUCUCAGUUUCAUCUCCAGUUCAGUAACCAUUUCCACUGUGGGCUGUUCUGAUGGGACCAUCCUGGCCAUAGCUCUGCUCAUCCUGAUGCUACUCUUGGUCUUGGCUCUACUCUGGUGGUUCUGGCCUCUCUGCUGCACUGUGAUCAUCCAUGAACCCCCCCCACCAGCUUCGGAGGCGAGUUCGGAUGAUGAAGACUUUGAAGCCCCUAAGAAGAAAUGGCCGACUGUAGAUGCCUCCUACUACGGAGGAAGAGGAGUUGGGGGAAUCAAAAGGAUGGAGGUCCGCUGGGGCGAGAAAGGUUCCACCGAAGAAGGAGCAAAGCUGGAAAAGGCCAAAAAUGCCAAAGUGAAGAUGCCUGAACAGGAGUAUGUGGAGGCCCCAACGCGCAUUCUCAACAACGGCAUGCACAAACCUCUGGGGCCACGCAAGUGGUACUCACCCAUUAAGAGCAAACUGGAUGCAUUGUGGGUACUUUUAAGAAAAGGCUAUGACCGUGUGUCUGUCAUGAGACCUCAUCCGGGUGACAAGGGCAGAUGCAUGAACUUCACUCGCAUAAAGACUCCCUCUCCUCAUUACCCGGACUACAACCAUCACUCGUCUCCCAUCUACAACCCUUCCAGCAGGACUCCACCUCCACCGCAGGGCACCCUCCCCCCGAGCCCCAGCAGCCCUCCAUCAUCUCCAACGUCGUCCUCCUCCACCCUUCCACUACUGCCUGCAACACCUCCUCCCACCUCCACCACUCCUCCCUUCCCUCCCAUAUCACCCCUUCCUUACACGCCACCUCCCACCCGUGCUCUUCCUCCGACCACCCUGCACAUACCUGACCCUCCGGUGCUCCCUCCGACACCUCCACCCUCCGCCUCCCUGACUGGUUCCCUGCCUCCUCUUCCAGAGGGACCUCCUCCAGGGCGAGCCCCUCCACCUGCCCGCCCACCACCUCGCCCUGGCCUGUAGAGCUCCAGGAGCAGGCAGGAGAGAGUUUAACAAAAUUUAAAAGGCAACUCAGAGCCCCACCAACAAUCAGCACAUGACCAUCCUUGAUUGUACCUGUGGGGUCUUGUGAGUGCCCUCUGCCACCCUCGGUGGGCUGUGGCCUUUCUGCCUUGUGAAGUGGACCAUUCAGGACUUUUUUUCAGCUCUUUGUCUACAGUGACUUUUGUACACAUUUAGCAAAACAGUGCAAUUGUUCGGAUGCUUGAAUUAGACCGACAUUCCCUACGAAUAAGGUCAUGUGGGCCGGCUCUAAAUUAUUUUCCUUCAUGGUCCUCAGAGCUGCUUCAGGCCCUGUGGUCCCUUCCAUGCGUACGCAAGAUUAGAUGAAUCCUAACCGGCUUGAACUAAUGCCUCUUCACAAGGAGCACAGUCACAUUCACACAUCAAGACACUAAAAUAUGUGCCUGUUACAUUUCCUGAUAAGAGAUAAAAGACAAAUGUUGCAAAUGUUCCAUAUACGACAGAUUUAGGAUGAUUUCGAAGAAUCUGAAAUCCCAGUUUUUGUACUCUUGAAUGUUGAGCAGUUGCAUGCAAGUGUUUGAGUUGACCAUUUUGUAACAUUUCUACCUUGUUUUUAUACAACAUAAAUGUAUUUUUUAUUCGUACUGUUUUGAGAACCACAUUUUCCAUGUUUUAAGGUUAGAAAAACAGUCAUUGCUGAUAAACACAUAUAACGUAAGCGUAUUGAAACAGCCAUGCAACAUAUCUGAACUUGUUGUUCCAACUUUUGACUUGCGUGCCACAUUAACCGGCUUUAUGUGAGUCACAGCUGGCCUUAUUCUGGUGCACAUCAGUGUAAAUGUUUUUUCAGCCCUAUUACUAUAACUGAAAUGACCAAGUUGACUGUAAUCACUGCAUAUGCUCCGUCUGUCAAUACGUGGACAAAAAUAUGUCCAUCAGGGAAAAGCUUUGCACAUCGUCUUGCUCAUCAACCCACGGCCUCUAGCAAAGAGGUUUUAUGUAAAUAAUCAUUUUGAUAUAACCAUGUGUGUUCAGAUAUC